CUGGUAGUGUCGAUUGAUAAAUUAAUGCUAUGGCGGGUUGAUAGCUGGAAAAAAUAUGGUCCCAAUGAAUGCAUUAGUAUGUCAUUACGAAUACUGUGCGACCAAUUACUUAUUACUACAGAGAGUAAAGUUUUGGAAACCAUCAAUAUGAAUGAAAAAAUUAAAGGUAUUUAUAAAGGAGACGUUUUGGUGUUAUUCAUUAGACGAACAGCUCAAGAAAUACGAAAAAUAAAGUUUCAAAUAAAAAAUAAUACCGAUCAUUGUUUGGAACUACUAAAUAAAUAUUUUCCCGUUGUAAGUCAUAAUUCCAGACCUAACAACAUCAGACCACGUUAUCGAAACAUUGAAGAGGUAUUAACUUAUGCCUUAAAUAAAAAAGACCUCACCAGUUGUACUACUGAUUUACCACCAUCUUUUAAGAACUUCGUUAAACUGUGCCUUCUAGAUCCAUCAUUUCCGAAAUUGGUCCAAGAAACUCAAAAGUUUCUCAACUGCAAAAUCAAUAAGAAUUCGGAUUUCACGGAGUGA
Messenger RNA from Parnassius mnemosyne (clouded apollo), 528 nucleotides. The record is from the annotation of a GenBank genome assembly. NCBI's taxonomy places the organism in Eukaryota, Metazoa, Arthropoda, Insecta, Lepidoptera, Papilionidae.